GGGCGGGGAGGCGGGAGCGGCCCCCGCAGAGCCGCCGGCCCGGCCAUGUGCCGACAGGGGUGGCUGCUGCCGGCUGCCUGCUCCGCUGCCGCCCGCCUCCUCAGCCUGCUUGCUGACGCUAAUUUUUAAUUUUUUUUUUUUUUUUAUUUCAUUUUUAAGAUUUUUUUUUUAAUUUUUUUUUUUUUUUUUUUAACACCGUUUAUUUUGGUAUUGAUGCUCUCCUAGCGGGAGACUUCGGGAGACGCGGUCCUCACCUGAGCGAGCCGGCCCCAUUCCCCCGUGUGAAGCUGUUAAUGGAGAAGAGGGCGGAUGACAGCCGGGACCGUGGUCAUCACAGGUGGAAUAUUAGCGACUGUCAUUCUACUCUGUAUCAUCGCCGUCCUCUGCUACUGUAGGCUCCAGUACUACUGCUGCAAGAAGGAUGAGUCCGAGGAGGACGAGGAGGAGCCCGACUUCGCCGUGCACUCGCACAUCCCUCCGCUGCACUGCAACCGCAACGUAGUUCUGACCAACGGCCCCUCCAUCUACUCCUCAUCCCCCUUCGCCAAAAAACCCGCCCAGGGCCGCCCCAGCUGCCCCAGCUGUGCUCCCUAUGAGCCUUCCACCUCUUUUCUCCAAGAGCCCCCAACCUCUUUUCUCCAAGAUCCUCCCACCUCCUUUCUCCAAGAGCCCCCAACCUCUUUCCUCCAAGAGCCCCCAACCUCUUUCCUCCAAGAGCCCCCAACCUCUUUCCUGCAGGAGCCCCCCACCUUCUUCCUGCAGGAGCCCCCCGAGGAUCUGCACAACGGGGGUGACAGGGUGAGCUACAAGACAGUGAGCCAGGAGGAUCUGGCACUGCCAGUGUCCAACCUGCAGGCGCUGAACCCCAACCGGCUCUCGGCCAUGCGGGAGGCGUUCUCCCGCAGCCGCAGCAUCAGCACCGAUGUGUGAGCUGGGAGCUGAGAGGUGUGUGGUGGGAGGUGGGAGGUGCCCACCCACCCCUCAGCAUCCCCCCGGGGUUUUGGACAGCGGGAAGGACUGGUUGGAAUUGGUGGUGGGGUUUUGUAAAGGGAAACAAACAAACAAACAAACAAACAAAACACACAAAAAGUGAAUGUAUUCCUACAGGCUGGAGGUGUAAAGGGGGAGCAGAGCAACCCCAAAGGGGUGCAGCUGGAACAGGAGGCUUCCUACUGCUGUGUUGCUUUGCUUUCUUUUUUUUCUUUUAUAAGAGGAUUUUGAUAUUGAGCAUCCUUUUCUACGGAGGAGUUGCCCCUCCUCAGCAUUCGGCCAGGGGAUGACGGGGCUCAUGGGUGGCUGAAAAUGGCUCGAGCUGCAGGUCAGCAGCAGCUGCUGGCACAACCUUGGGGCCCCGGGGUGCACUCACGUGCUCUCACACACCCCAAAAUGUCCUCUAGCAAAGCAAGGCUGUCACUGCCCACCCCUGUGGCAGCCUGUGCUGUGCUGCUCGCUGCUGCAGCCACGGGAGUGUGUGCACAGCCCUGCACCGUUCCCAGCCCAGCACACUCCUCCAGCCAGGUGUUAAUGCCCAGCUACAGCCAGGCACAGACCCCUCAGGGUUAGGGUGGUGGCUGGGCCUGGCCCUGGAGCCCCCCAGAGUGGCCUCAUGAGGGAGCUGGGCUGGGGGUGCAGAGCUGCUGCAUUGCUCAGCCAUGGGAAUAACUCACAGCACACUUUGGGGUGGAGGAGUGUGGAUAAUCAGCAUCCCUGCUCCAAGUAAUGCCAUCCACAACUUCUGACUGAGGGCUCCGUGGCACAGGGGUCACCAUGGGUGUGCCCACCCCUUGCAUGCACAGUUUUACAUACGUUUAUCUGUCUGGGAGGGGUUUUUUAAACAAAAAAAAAAAAAAUUCAAAAGACACUUUUCACCCAUCCAGGAUAGUGUCAAAACGCUUUUAAAUUUCACCAAAACUUCCAAUUUGCAUUUUCCAUUGACCACUUCCAUGGCCUGGCUGUGGCACCAGCUCUGUCCCACGCUGGAUCCAGCAGGGACAGCCCUGGCAGAGCAGCAGGCACAGAGCUGCUCCCCAGGCGUGUCCCUGUGCACCAGCUGUGCUGCAGAGGAGCCCUUGGGGUUACUCAGAGAUUUAGGAGAGGAGCUGCAGCACUGAGGGGCCUCCUGCCCCUCUGACCUCACCACACUCCAUGUGACAGAGCACCCUGCUUCUCCUGGACUGGGCAUUAUUCAGGUUAAAAGCAUCACCUGGGCAUGGCUGGCGAGGAUGGACUGGCUGCACAGAGACUCUGAUGGCCUCAAAGAGGAAUUUUCCUUUCCUAAAGAUGCUCUGGGAAGCAGCAGCCGUGGCUCCAGCCCCCUGGGCUCAUGGACACUGUUUGCAGCCCAGCUGGGUAUUUUACUUCGAACCACGAGGGCUUUUAAUUCCACAGGAAACCUUUUGAAGUACAAGUCAGUCUUUGCAAAUGAGUAUCUUGGAUUUUCUGGGGGGGUUCUGUUUGGGGUGGGGAGGGCUGGGGUUUGUUUCAUACGUGUUUAAUAUUCCAGGCUUGGUCCCUGUGGCCCAGCACAAUCCCUCUGCUCCAGAGGGAUGCAGCCACUGAGACCAUUCUGCCAUGUACAGUUCUCACUGGGGUUUGUUUCCCUGCCUUGAGCCCUUCUCUUCCCCUUUUUUGUGAUUUUCUCCUACCCAACCAUCCUUUCCUCCCUUUUUUCCUUGUUUCUUUCCCUUGUAGCUUGGAAAUAUCAGCAAACAGUUGGCUUUCCCUCACCUGGUGAUCUGUUGUACAGAACUUUGGGAAUCUCAGAUGGGGGAGGGAAAGAGUCAAAAAAGAAAAAAAAAAUUGAAAGUAAAUAAAUUACUUUGACAUGGGU
Messenger RNA from Oenanthe melanoleuca, 2830 nucleotides. It is a transcript of the gene FAM163B, whose product is annotated as family with sequence similarity 163 member B. Lineage: Eukaryota; Metazoa; Chordata; Aves; Passeriformes; Muscicapidae. The coding region runs from base 310 to 930 and encodes 206 amino acids. The transcript has 3 exons. The record is from RefSeq and is a predicted model, not a curated record.